AGCGUCCGUUAAUGAAGCGACAGCUUGCUUGCUUGCUGCAAACAAACUGCCCUUGUUUUAACACUUCUCCCCGCGCUCUGUUAUUAACCACCGAAUCCUCCGCGUUCGGUUCCUCAAUCAAACCCAUUAACGGGAAGGAGCCCCCGCAACCGGACCUGGGUUCUUAUCCAAAAAAAAACAGCCAUCUCCUCGGAGCGUGGGCCGUCGCAUCACAGACUCACAGCGGCGGUUGGAGUGGAAUCAGGCCCACAAAAUUUCUCGGAUCUUUCCGUAUAUUAACCUCCUCUUGUGAUGGGAUCAGAUUUUGUUUCUUUAGGUAGCGCCGAGGCUGGCGGAGGAGGAUCCCGUCACCUCUUUGUUGUUGGGAGGCAGAGAACCGGAUUCGAUGGCGGAGGCGACGGCGACGGAGGAUGUUGGGGGGGAGAAAGGAUCGCGGAUCGAAGCAGCUGAUGAGACUGCUCAUCAGAUUAGUCACGACCCUUGGUAUCAAGUUGGAUUUGUGCUGACUACUGGGAUAAACAGUGCAUAUGUAUUGGGAUACUCUGGAUCCGUUAUGGUUCCUUUAGGAUGGGUAGCAGGUGUUGUUGGUUUAGUUUUGGCAGCUGCAAUAUCCCUUUAUGCAAACACACUUGUUUCACAUCUUCAUGAGAUUGGUGGUAAACGGCACAUCCGAUAUAGAGAUCUCGCUGGUCAUAUCUACGGAAGAAAGAUGUACGCACUUACAUGGGGUUUGCAAUAUGUGAACUUGUUUAUGAUUAAUACGGGUUACAUUAUUUUGGCUGGACAGGCAUUAAAGGCAAUAUAUGUGCUUUACAGGGAUGAUGACGCAUUGAAGCUUCCAUAUUGUAUUGCUAUUGCUGGGCUUGUUUGUGCUUUGUUUGCUUUUGGGAUACCUCACCUAUCGGCACUGAGGCUUUGGUUGGGGUUCUCAACAUUCUUUAGUCUCGUGUAUAUUAUUAUAGCAUUUGUGCUCUCUCUCAAGGAUGGAGUAAAUCAACCCCCUCGAGGUUAUAAUAUACCAGGACCUCAUACGAGUAAGAUCUUCAGUACGAUUGGUGCAGUGGCGAGUCUAGUUUUUGCUUACAAUACAGGAAUGCUGCCAGAAAUACAGGCCACAGUAAAACCACCUGUCAUUAGGAACAUGGACAAAGCACUUUGGUUUCAAUUCACUGUUGGUGUCUUGCCAUUAUAUGCCGUCACUUUUGUGGGUUAUUGGGCGUAUGGCUCCUCAACAUCAACUUAUCUCCUCAACAGCGUAAAUGGCCCAGUUUGGGUCAAGACAAUGGCCAAUGCUGCAGCCUUCUUGCAGACUGUUAUUGCUUUGCAUAUAUUUGCAAGCCCAAUGUAUGAAUACUUGGAUACACAGUAUGGGAGAGGAAAAGGCAAUGCUUUCUCCUUCCACAACGUAUCAUUUAGGGUUCUUGUAAGAGGAGGCUACCUCACCGUAAAUACUUUUGUAGCUGCUUUGCUGCCAUUUCUUGGAGACUUCAUGAGCCUUACUGGAGCUUUGAGCACGUUCCCUCUUACUUUUGUUCUUGCAAAUCACAUGUAUCUAAAGGCAAAGAAGAACAAGCUUUCAGCAACGCAGAAAACUUGGCAUUGGCUAAACGUUGUGGGCUUCAGCUGCUUGGCUAUAGCAGCUGCAAUUGCAGCAAUAAGACUCAUUGUAGUUGAUUCUAGAACAUAUCAUUUGUUCGCUGACUUAUGAGGUCCUGGAUGAAAGAUAAGUUUCUUUUCUAGUAAUAUAUGACCUUCGUAUCAGAUUAAUCUGUUGUUCCUCUUCCUACCUCCGUAACUGUUCAUUUAAGAACAAUUGUCAACUAGAAUGUGGCAUACUGAUAGUUCAUCGAUUGAUUAUUUGUACAAAUAUACCGAUUGAUUGUACUUCUUGCAGUAAAAUUUUGUCGCAUUCAUGUCAUUUCA
Asparagus officinalis (garden asparagus) is the source of this 1923-nucleotide messenger RNA. RefSeq names its product probable proline transporter 2. NCBI's taxonomy places the organism in Eukaryota, Viridiplantae, Streptophyta, Magnoliopsida, Asparagales, Asparagaceae. The transcript is spliced from 8 exons. Bases 386 to 1708 code for a protein of 440 amino acids. The record is from RefSeq and is a predicted model, not a curated record. Gene Ontology annotation, cellular component: plasma membrane.